AUGGGCUCUCAGCCUUCCAAACCAGUAGAGACGAAAGUCUUCACUCCCAAAACACAGGUAGAUUUUAGUUCGACGCUUCUUGCGCAGUUGGAACAGUCGACAGAAGGCGAUUACGCCAGACAACAAGUGGCUAGCAAAUACCUCGAACAGAGAGUUUCGGACCGUUUAUCACAAUUGGAAGAAGAGACGCUGAAAAAAUUCGAGGACAAGCUUAAUACCUCCUUACUUUCAGACAACAACCAAUCCAACCAAGAGGUUUCAUCCCAGGCACUAAGCGACAAAAUCUCUCACCUCAACAAGCGCUUGAACAAGAUCAAAGAAAAUCAGGCCAAGAAAGUGGCUAACAAGGACCUCAAGGAAAGCAAAGAGAACCUUGUCAAAUGUUUACGAGACAACGAAGGUCAGCCUCUAAAUUGUUUCGAGGAAGUACGUAACUUCAAAAAACUAGCUCUAGCUCAAUGA
Lachancea lanzarotensis is the source of this 462-nucleotide messenger RNA. RefSeq names its product LALA0S05e00452g1_1 (gene MIC19). Lineage: Eukaryota; Fungi; Ascomycota; Saccharomycetes; Saccharomycetales; Saccharomycetaceae. Bases 1 to 462 code for a protein of 153 amino acids. The transcript has a single exon. The record is from RefSeq and is a predicted model, not a curated record.